Penaeus vannamei (Pacific white shrimp) is the source of this 1195-nucleotide messenger RNA. The record is from RefSeq and is a predicted model, not a curated record. Lineage: Eukaryota; Metazoa; Arthropoda; Malacostraca; Decapoda; Penaeidae.
GAGAGGAGGAGAAGGAAUAGGAGGAGGAGGAGGAGGAGACUAUGAGGAUGGCGAUUCUCCUGAGGGCGAGCUAGUGUGCAAAAACAAGUGGAAGUGUGUCAAGCAAGGAGGCAUCUGCAAAUCAGAUGGUCUCGAUGUGUGCGAAAGGGUUGAGAAAAGAUGUGGCGGAAAUGGUUGCUUCUGUUGCAUCAUGAAAAGAAUGGAGGAAUGCAAGCAGAAGAGAUCAUGCCACAGGCAGGGAGGCAUCUGCAUGAAGACCUGCUACCAUGAUGACAAAGUGCUUCCCGGCCUUUGUAAGAAAGGCUGUUCCUGCUGCGUCUUUCCAGAUAUUUUCGAAGAUCAGGGAGGAGGCAUAAGCAUUGCAUGUGUGCAGAAGAAACCCUGUCUUCACACGGGCGGAGAGUGCAAGGAGAGCUGCCUCACAGACGAGGUUCUAGUGCCUGGUUUGUGCAAGAAGAGGUGUCAGUGUUGUGUUCCUGAAGAGUUAUUGGGGGAUGGAGAUGACACUGACACGGAUGCUGGAAGCCACACUGACUGCGAGCAGAAGAAGCACUGCCUCGUCACGGGAGGUCAGUGCCAAAUGGAGUGCCAGGCGGAGGAGGUCCCAGUGCCAGGCCUGUGCAAAAUGGACUGCCAGUGUUGCCUUCCAAAGGAUAUUCUUGGGCUUGAAGAGGACGGUGUGCCGGCUGGAGCUUGUAAACAGAAGAAACAUUGCUUCAAUGCAGGAGGACAUUGCAAAACUUCCUGCGACGCAACGGAAGAACUACUCCCAGGAUUAUGUAGGAAAUACUGCCAGUGUUGUGUUCCUGCAGGAGUUACUGAGGAACCGGAAGAGGAAGACGAGACAGGAGACACUGACGACUGCCAGCAAUGCCAGCAAAUGCAAUAUUGCGUCAAUGCAAAAGGGACUUGCAAGACCACCUGUCUCUAUUCGGAAGUGGCCCUCGCUGGACUGUGCCAGGAAGGGUGCCAGUGCUGCGUGCCGGCAGACGAUGCUGACGAAGAUACCGGUGAUGAUGGAUCUGUGGAGGAUUGCCAACAAAGAAGGCGCUGUCAAAAAGAAGGAGGAGAGUGCCUGAGGACUUGUCGUGAGGGAGACACAGUGCUUCCUGGCAGAUGCAUGAAGGGCUGCUCCUGCUGCGUUCCUGAAGGUGGGUCUCUUCCUCCUUCAGAGAACUGGGUGCUAUGGUAUUAA